Blastomyces dermatitidis ER-3 is the source of this 2332-nucleotide messenger RNA. RefSeq lists its product as uncharacterized. The record is from RefSeq and is a predicted model, not a curated record. The transcript has a single exon. Gene Ontology annotation, biological process: canonical NF-kappaB signal transduction. Bases 338 to 1408 code for a protein of 356 amino acids. NCBI's taxonomy places the organism in Eukaryota, Fungi, Ascomycota, Eurotiomycetes, Onygenales, Ajellomycetaceae.
CAACUCUGCACCUCACCGCAACGCUUUCUCCACGACAUUCGUUUGGCCAACGACGAACUAGUUUCACUUUCGCUCAGAAUCGCCGAAGACUGAUAUGGAUGUUCUGAUUGUUUAUCCUAUCUGAUCAGCCCAAGUGAUGAUAGUCUACGGCUCUUAUCGCAUUUACGUCCCUGCGGCACCCGAGACAUGACAUCACUUACUCUCUUGCUAUAUCCCGACAAUCUUAUUUUCGGUCUCUAGGAGAUAAACGGUGCUCAGAUGAUAUAGAAACCGCCCUGGCUCUAGCGGCAACGCUCACGGGACAUUACACGAUUUUGGCGGUAAAAAAGGGGAAAGAAUGGAAAACGAAUAUUCCACCGCCCAACGAAGCAAAUUCCGCUUCAAAUCCAAACACCGCGCCUCGCGCUCCAGAUCAAAAUCAGAAACGCCACACGAUGAUGGCAGCGAUGGUACUAAAUCACAAUCAUCAUCCCACCCGCGCCGCUAUCGCCGUCGACAUCAUCGCCACCGGCCCUCUAAACGCCACAAGUCUUCCAAUACCCCCCCUCCAACGUAUGAAGAGCCUCCUGAACUGUCUCCCGACGCUGCAUUCCGUGAAUCCCUCUUCGACGCCUUAGCUGACGAUGAAGGCGCGGCAUACUGGGAGUCGGUAUAUGGCCAGCCGAUUCAUACCUACGCCCGUCCGGAUUUGGGUGGUGAGCUAGAGCAGAUGACAGAUGAGGAAUAUGCGGCAUAUGUGCGUGCGCGCAUGUGGGAAAAGACCCAUGAGGCGGUUUUUGAGGAGAGGGAGCGAAGGAAGAAGGAGCGGGAGAGGCAAAGGGAUGAUAAUAGGCGGACGCAAGGGGGGAGCGAACGCGAGUCGUUUGAGAGGAUGAUUGAGGAGAGUUUACGGAGGGGCCAGGAGAGGAAGAUGAAGAAGCGUACGGCGGAUGUUUGGUUGGAUAUCUGGAGAAGGUAUUUGGAUACUUGGGAGGAUUUGAAUGCGCGAGCUCGUGCUGCGGCGUCGAAAGCAGCAACAGCAUCAUCGUCGUCGACUUCGAAGGAUACCGGCCCUUCAGUUGACAAAAUGAACGAAAAACUUCGAAAUCUCAUUUUUUGGCCUGUUGAAUCGGGUAAGCGAAGAGAUAUUACUCCCGGGGCCGUGGAGACGUUUAUGCGGAACGCGCCUAUUCCCACCCCGGCGGACACCCCUGCCUCUGGUUUAGAGCAGCGGGGAAAGCUUCAGUCCCACCCAUCUGACCUUCUUACUGUUUUGAAAAUUGAACGGGUCAGAUGGCAUCCGGAUAAAAUGCAACAUCGAUAUGGAGCACUUGGGAUGGAGGAUCAGCUCAUAAAGGGCGCCACAGAGGUUUUCCAAAUACUAGAUCGUAUGUGGGUGAAGGAGCGCGAGCUGCGGGAUAAGGGAUGAUGGAUUCAUAGGAUGAUGGGUUCAUGAUAUAUUCUACGAUUUUCUUCCACGCGUGGGAUUCAAUUUUGGGAGUUCAUUUCUGAAACUCAUUCUACAGCCCCUUGUUGACACAAUAUUGCUGAUCAUGACCAGAUAUUGGUCAGAUAAAGGCAGAUUAUUGGAGAUUUUGGAAGUGCUGGCGGCAAUAUGCGGGGACACUCACCCCUGCCGUUCUGGUAGCUAACCUGUCGAGGCAUUUGGAACUGGCAUCUCUUGCUUCGUUAUGUCACCUUGGCACUCUAAAUAGGCAAACAUUUUCGAGGACAACACCACGGCUAAGGUGGACAUGACAUCCGGAGAUUUCUUUUGUUCAGACAACAUGGAAAAAAUCCUAUGAGUAGCCUUAUUGUGGAGAUAUAGCCAACCUACAUCUCAAUACUACUGCACUAAACUCAACCCCAGCCGCGAAAUUCAAUUCUCGUCUUGAAAAUAUCCGGUCGCCCAAGACAAACUGACCUCGUACCUUAGCUUCGGUCAUAUCAUGGGAGUUCUAAGUGACAGAAGCUUAGCUUUUUUUUCUUCGUACCUGUGGGGACCGGCCAAUGACAUAAAAUAAGCGAAUGCCACGAGGCCGUAUGACAGAGGCAUGGAUGCCACUGGAUGGUUGUGCUUUGGAGUCUGCACUCCUGUUAAAUGGGGCCAUACUAGCGCGAGAUCCCCUUUCUAAAAUAGUAGCUAAAUCAAGAGGACGUCAUCGCCAAAAAUCUAUUUUUAGAGAAAGUCGAUACGAAUAAUGUGAAGCUAUAAGCCUCAUCUCUUUUAUUUCGUUAGAGAAAUAAUAAAGCUGGAUAAAUAUCUGAUGGCGUGGACCUCACCUACAUAGGUAUUAUAUACAUCCAUUAAUCCAAAUGAGGAAAAGACGGGAUCUAAAAAUAAACAUCUCGG